Phycodurus eques (leafy seadragon) is the source of this 833-nucleotide messenger RNA. RefSeq names its product prothymosin alpha a (gene ptmaa). The record is from RefSeq and is a predicted model, not a curated record. Gene Ontology annotation, biological process: positive regulation of transcription by RNA polymerase II; negative regulation of apoptotic process. Gene Ontology annotation, molecular function: histone binding. Gene Ontology annotation, cellular component: nucleus. The transcript has 5 exons. The coding region runs from base 149 to 469 and encodes 106 amino acids. Lineage: Eukaryota; Metazoa; Chordata; Actinopteri; Syngnathiformes; Syngnathidae.
GAGCGGGCGGGUGCACGCGCAGCUGGAGGACGACCGCGGCGGCAGCUCGAGUGGAAAUCAGAAUAAUCUUCAUCCUCAUCUUCCUCAUCCACGCACGCACGCACGCACGCACGCACGACGUCCGUGAAUAUUUGUUCAGAACAAGACGAUGGCGGACAGCAAAGUGGGGAACAGCGCCGAGCUGAGCGCCAAGGAGUUGAAGGAGAAGAAAACGGCGGAGGAGAAGAACGGCGACGACACCACCGCCAAUGGAAAAACUGACGAGGAGAACGGAGAGCAGGACAACGAGGCGGACGAAGACGACGACGUGGGAGACGAGGAAGACGAGGAUGGGGAGGGUGAGGAAGAGGAGGACGAAGACGACGACCUGGUCACACCCACGGGCAAGAGAACAGCUGAGGAUGACGAUGAGGACGAUGAAGAUGACGAGGACCAAGUGGACCGGAAGAAGCAGAAGACGGACAAGUAGACCACGGCGACCAGCGGCACGUCCGAAAACCUCAGUCCUCCCUUCCUGACGUCCGAAAGAGAAUUUGUUUGUAUUUUUAUUUACAUUUUAUAUUUUUGUAUAUAUUGUACGGAGGUCGGCCAUCUCGACGAGCAUCAACUCGGGUGUGCGAAGACAUUUGAAACACCCGCCAAGUGUCAGCGUCGCACGCGCCCGCGCAGGGACAACGGUGCGUUUAGAUACACCGGGGCGUUGCGGCACUUUGCCGCGUGUCUUCUUCGUGCUAGUUUGUCGUAGACGAGCAGGAUGUAGCGUGAUGUCCUAGUCACAAUGUUUUCAUGUCCGUGUUACGUUGUCGGAAAAUAAAGUCAUUGGAUUUUGCCCA